Vitis riparia (riverbank grape) is the source of this 1604-nucleotide messenger RNA. RefSeq lists its product as uncharacterized. The record is from RefSeq and is a predicted model, not a curated record. Lineage: Eukaryota; Viridiplantae; Streptophyta; Magnoliopsida; Vitales; Vitaceae. The transcript has 3 exons. Bases 179 to 1465 code for a protein of 428 amino acids.
ACUCUGGAAUUUGGAAAUGGAAGCAGAGGUCGUUGUCACACACAGCAUGCGACGAGAUCCAUAAAACGAGUCUUGGAUUGGGAAGGCGAGAUCCCAAACAUUUGAGGGUCCUGGUCCAGCCGGAAGCAAAGCAAUCAAUCACCGAUCCUCUGGAUCCACACCCAUCAACUGCACCAGAAUGUCUAUCGAACCCUAUCAUCUUGGCAGGUAUAGUUCCAUCGGUUCAAGCCCAGAUGUUCGGGGUGCCUUACAGGAAUCUGAUGAUUUAGUAAACCACUUCCAGAAAGUUGGCCCUACCUUCAGGGGCGUCACUAUCCAGGAUGAGGGUACUUGGGAACAUUAUUUGUUGAAUGCUCCGAUAUAUAGUGCUCAGAUUCAAGUGGCUAGUGAUGGGAAUGGUAAUGAGAUUAACACAUUGGUUAAUGUAAAUGAGAAAAAUCCUGAAGACGAUAAUCAGACACCACGGACUGAGAUUGAAGUGGCUAGUGAGAAAAAUCCUGAAGACGAUGAUCAGAUACCACAGAAAGGGAUGGCGUUUUACUCUGAGUUAGAAGCUGAAGAAUUUUACAAAAAAUAUGCCAAGAGAAUUGGUUUUACAGUAAGAAAAGGAAAGGUACGGGAAACAAGAGGUAUACGGACAUCGCGAUGCUUUCUUUGUUCAUGUGAAGGCUCCCGGGCCAGGAAGCAUUCUAACCAGGGAACAGGGUAUCAGAGAUCAGAAACAAGAACAGAAUGCAAAGCCCAGAUCCAAGUCAAACUUUGCGAUGGAAAAUGGGUGAUCACAAAACUUCAUCUUGAGCAUAAUCACAGGUCGCAAUGCCUAGAUACACUAAACUGGCCUUCAGAUGAACCGAAUGGGCCUUCAGAUGAACUUGAAGGUGCUUUGGGAGCCGACGAGGAGAUCCAAACUUCCUUCGCUCCAACUGAAGCUGAAGACAGAGACAAAACUCUCACAGAUCCUAACACAGCUGCAGGGCUUCCUGAGAUGGUUGAGGGAUCUGAAUUAACCUUCGUUACAAAGGAGUUAAUUUGGCAGAAAAUAUUGGCCAAACAUGGAGACAUAACUGCCACUUGCAGCUUUGAAGGACCCGCUGUUCGAACCAAGUUGUCAGAGAUGGCCAAAGAUCUCACACCGGAGAUUGUGAACCUGAUGCAGGAGAAUACUGCCCGCAGCCUGUCUGAUGAAGGCUUCAACUUCAUUUCUAAAACAUUGGGUGAUUUCGAGAGGAUGCAUUUUAAUGUUGAUUGGUUAAGAAGGCCAUUUGUUGCAAGCCAACCUUUAAUUGAGUAUGCACAGGCGGAGCGCAAGAGGGACGUGAUUCGUAGGCGCUUGAAUGAGAAGAUAGCUGAAGUAGCGCAGCUUUUUCCGGAGCUGGACCAAGCAGACGCCAGUUUACAGGAGCUGCAACGCCGAAUACCAGACUUGCAUAGGAUUGAAGAUACACUUGGUAAACGAUUAUUGUAGGAAGUGGAAGGUUGGUUUUACUGAUCUCUUCGUAUGGAUGUUAGUAACUUUUAAACUCAUAUAGGCAUAAGUUAUGCAUAGAACGAUUUGACUUUUUGAAAGGGUGUGGAGCAAAGUGAAGUCUCGCAUUACACCUUAA